Molecule: messenger RNA, 1539 nt
Organism: Phragmites australis (common reed)
Lineage: Eukaryota; Viridiplantae; Streptophyta; Magnoliopsida; Poales; Poaceae
Product: homoserine kinase-like
Exons: 2
Coding region: 53-1180 (375 amino acids)
Biological process (GO): L-threonine metabolic process
Molecular function (GO): ATP binding; homoserine kinase activity
Source: RefSeq, a predicted model, not a curated record
UGACGCGUGGGCCCCCCUCACAUCACCCUCCCCAUCCCGCACACACCAAACAAUGGCGGCGGCGGCGGCGGCGGCGGCGACCCAACCAUCCUUCCUCUUCACCCGUAGGGCCCGCCCUUCCCUCGUCUCCCUCCGCGUCAGAACUGUCAAUCCCGCUAAGGCCGCCGCCGCCGACCCCGCUCCGGCCUUCAAGUCCGUCACGGCCUUCGCGCCGGCCACCGUGGCUAAUCUCGGCCCAGGCUUCGACUUCCUCGGCUGUGCCGUAGCCGACGCAUCCCUCUCCCUCGGCGACACCGUCACCGCCACCAUCGACCUCUCCCUUCCUCCGGCCACCGUCUCCAUCGCCUCCGUCACCUCCCCCUCCCGCCCCCACCUCGCCGACCGCCUCUCUAAGGACCCGCUCCGCAACUGCGCCGGUGUCGCCGCCAUCGCCGCCCUACGCGCCCUCGGCGUCCGCUCCCACGCCGUCUCCAUCCACCUCACCAAGGGCCUGCCCCUCGGCUCGGGCCUCGGCUCCUCUGCGGCCUCCGCCGCCGCCGCCGCCAAGGCAGUCGACGCCCUCUUCGGCUCCCGCCUCCACCGCGACGACCUCGUCCUCGCCGGCCUCGAAUCCGAGAAGGCGGUCAGCGGCUUCCACGCCGACAACAUCGCGCCCGCUAUCCUCGGCGGCUUCGUCCUCGUCCGCAGCUACGACCCCUUCCACCUCAUCCCGCUCUCCUCCCCGCCCGGCCUCCACCUCCACUUCGUCCUCGUCACCCCCGACUUCGAGGCGCCCACCAGCAAGAUGCGCGCCGCAUUGCCCAAACAGGUCGCUAUCCAGCAGCACGUGCGCAAUUCCAGCCAGGCAGCGGGCCUUGUGGCUGCCGUGUUGCAAGGGGACGCCGGGGUCAUUGGCUCCGCAAUGUCCUCUGACGGCAUCGUCGAGCCGACGAGGGCACCCCUCAUACCUGGCAUGGCCGCGGUCAAGGCGGCGGCUCUGGAAGCUGGAGCACUGGGCUGCACCAUCAGUGGAGCAGGGCCAACAGCUGUGGCUGUCAUUGAGGAGGAGGGCAAGGGGGAGGAGGUUGGCCGGAGGAUGGUCGAGGCAUUCUGGAGCGCAGGCAAAUUGAAGGCAACAGCCACCGUCGCUCAGCUUGAUAGGCUUGGUGCCAGGGUUAUCUCCACCUCUAGUUUUGAGUAGCAAGAUUUCGGAGGUCUCCAACAUUGCACUUGUAAUUCUAUCUGGGGAUGCUUGGUGUCCCAAGGACACUACUGGGAUCCCAGGGACUGCUUCUUUUUGUAUCUUUUGUCUCCGUUUUUGUAUUUUCUGGCUUUGCUAAGUACUUUGGUCGGUUGUGGGUUCUGAGGUAGCAAACUGCCGGGCAUGUGCUCCCUUGAUUGCAAUAAGUUAGUGAUUGCGACAUCGCCUCGUUAGGAGAUGUGGAAACACCAUUCGACAUGAUUCUUGGCAUAAUAAUCUGUGUCGACCUCGUUGUAAUUUGGGCUGAUUUCCUCAUGCAAUGAAUAAAAAGCAGUCGAUUUGCGGUCUUUACCGAACUA